Cucurbita pepo subsp. pepo (vegetable marrow) is the source of this 764-nucleotide messenger RNA. The record is from RefSeq and is a predicted model, not a curated record. Lineage: Eukaryota; Viridiplantae; Streptophyta; Magnoliopsida; Cucurbitales; Cucurbitaceae.
UCCGAAGGACAGAGAGAAACAUUUUUAGAGACAGAGAAACCUUCUGUUUCUUAGUCCCUCUUCCCACUCUCCAACUGACCUACGCCUCUUUUCCUCUUCUCUCUGCGAUCCGAUCCUUCAAGCUUUUGGAAAUCCUUCAGAGGAAGAUUUUCCGACUCCUUUUGUUCAUGAAUUCUUGAAAGAAGGAAGUAAUUUGCUUUUGAUUCUGUUGCUUAAUUUUGUUUCCCUUUGUCCUGUUUGCCGUCGAUCAAGCUACUUACUGUCGUCUGAAAGAAACCCUAAUUACUAAUUUGCGAUGGCUGCUUCUACUUUACCUGAUGCUGAUUCGGUGACGGCAUCGAGUGUCGAUCAUUCUUCUCGUAAUUCUGGACAGAGUAAUAGCAGCAGCCCCAAAUCAUCAUCACGUCGCUCUGGUGGGCGCACAGUGUCUUCUCCGUGGAACCAGAUUGUUCGCGGUGAACUAGACACCGCGGCGGCUGUUUCAUCAUCUGUAUCUUCGACUACUGUUGUUGAACCUGUAACAUUUACUUCUUCUUCUUCUGCUACGUCUGAAGAGCCAGUGGGUGAGUGUUACGAUGGUGGGAAUGGGUCGUCCGCCAAUGCUGGAAAGAAGCCAGUGUGGAAUAAACUCGCUAAUGGAACUGAGGCUGGGCCUGUCAUGGGGGCUGUGUCUUGGCCUGCUUUGUCGGAGUCUGCCAAGGGCACACCUAAAUCAUCUUCGGAUUCAAUUAAAAGUUUAGGUGAUGGAUCCGCUGGCGCGCAGG